Messenger RNA from Astyanax mexicanus (Mexican tetra), 3395 nucleotides. RefSeq names its product intermediate filament family orphan 1b (gene iffo1b). The transcript has 9 exons. Bases 390 to 2219 code for a protein of 609 amino acids. Lineage: Eukaryota; Metazoa; Chordata; Actinopteri; Characiformes; Acestrorhamphidae. The record is from RefSeq and is a predicted model, not a curated record.
UUUUCCGUUGCUAGGCAAGACAACAAGGAGACGCGCGUUAGCAGCAGAACAUCUGUUUAUUUUCAUCAGUUUUUGUUUAGUUUUCUUAACAAAACCUUAAUUAUUUCUAUUGUUUUCAUUGUAACAGUUAAGUUUCUUGUUUAUGCGAUUUUCUAGACGAUUGUAGGUCGAAUUAAUUAGCUAUUUCUUUUUUUAAUCGCCCUCUGCGUGCCAUUCAGCGACCGUUGUUUGUUAGUUAGCUAGUUAGCCAACCUAACUAAGCUAAGCUAAGCUAGUUAGCCGGGCCAGCUGAAGCUUUUGUAGACUGUAGAGUGUGCUGCUGAAGGUGCAGAGCGCUGUGAAUGGUCUUAGUGCAGAGCCACUGAGUGCAGCAACACAGGGCGGUGUUCAUGCCAGAUCUGCAGCGUGCGAGCUUUCCGUGCCGCAGCAUGAAUCCGUGGCUGGGAGAACAGGGUGAAGCCUCCGCUCCGGACUCCCCUUCCACCCUGUUCCCCGACUCCUCCUUCCUCCUGCUGGCCGAGCCGCAGCUCCACACACAGGGUCCGGACGGCGGGGCCGACCUUCUCGCCCUGGCGCCGGUUAACGGCUCUCGCCACCGGACCCUUCCUCCUCAUUCCCACUCUUCUCACCCUCCCGCCGCCGCUGCGCUGCGCAAUGACCUGGGCUCCAACAUCAGCGUCCUGAAAACGCUCAACCUGCGCUUCCGCUGCUUUCUGGCCAAAGUACACGAGCUGGAGAGGCGCAAUAAGAUUCUGGAAAAGCAGCUGCAGCAGGCGCUGCAGAGCAACGCCAGCGAGGAGCCGGGGCCGCGAACACAGAGCAAAGAGAGCGGGGUGCAGACUGGCUUCGUGGGCCCCAUUCCCGUCCGGCCCUCGUCGCUUCCUUUCCAAAACACCACAACCGGCCCUUCCGCGAGGAGACCCACCGUUCUGUUCACGCCUCCCCUCGCCGCCACGCUCCAGGCCCGUCACGCCAAUCCGACCAUCACCCUCAGCGCAUCAACACCCAUCGAACCGGCCGCGGCGAACACCAACACAAACAACUCCAAUAAUGCCCCCAAUGCGCACAGCUCAGCACCCAACCCUCCUCCCCGCUUUCUGCCCGGCACCAUCUGGUCCUACAGCCCCAGCCGAAGACUGGGCUCGGGCACGGAGAGGGUCACCAGCCCUGGGGUGUCAUGGGUGCAUCCAGAUGGAGUGGGCGUGCAGAUAGACACCAUCACCCCCGAGAUCAGGGCGCUCUACAACGUGCUGGCCAAAGUCAAGAGGGAGAGGGACGAGUACAAGCGCAGAUGGGAAGAGGAAUACACAGUGAGAGUGGAAUUCCAGCAGAAGAUCAUGGAUCUUCAGGAUGACCUGCAGGAGAGUGAGGUGUGUCAGGAUGAGCUGGCUCUCAGAGUGCAGCAGCUGAAAGCUGAGCUCGUCCUCUUUAAGGGUCUAAUGAGCAAUGACUUGUCUGAGCUGGACAGCAAGAUUCAGGAGAAGGCAAUGAAGGUGGAUAUGGAUAUCUGCCGACGCAUUGAUAUCACAGCUCGCCUCUGUGACCUGGCUCAACAGAGGAACUGUGAGGACCCUAUCAAAAUCUUCAAGGUUCCCAGCCCCCAGUCUUCCAUCAACUGUCGUCCUCGGAAACAGGCAGCUCAGUCUGCUAAUGGCAGUGAGACUGAUGAGCCAAUCAGCACCUCAGAAAGUGAUGGAGGUGGAGUAAAAGAGGAGGAUGUGGGCACCACCUCGGCCAAUCAGAUUAAUGAAGAGAUGCAGAGGAUGUUAUCCCAGUUGCGUGAAUGUGAGUUUGAGGAUGACUGUGACUCCUUGGCCUGGGAGGAGACUGAAGAGACCCUGCUGCUCUGGGAGGAUUUCCCAGGAUGUACUUUAACUUCAGACACCAAUCAUAGUGAGGUAAGACCUCAGCAAGAGGAGUGUCUUGAGAAGGUGAUUAAAGAUACAGAGUGCCUGUUUAAGUCCAGAGAGAAGGAGUAUCAGGAGACCAUAGGCCAGAUUGAGUUGGAGCUGGCCACAGCAAAGUCCGAUAUGAACAGGCAUCUGCAUGAGUACAUGGAGAUGUGCAGCAUGAAGAGAGGCCUGGAUGUUCAGAUGGAGACCUGCAGGAGACUCAUUACCCAGAGUGGAGAGAGUAAAUCCCCAUCUUCUGGUCCUGGUGGAGGUCUAGAAGUGAGUGAUGAUUCAGAAAGAGAGAAGACUGGAGAAGGAGGAAGAUAAUAUUGAAUGAAGAAUGAAGAUACUGAAAGGAAAGAGGAAAAAAAAACAGCUGUUUAACUUCUUCACAUCUCACUCUUAAUCCUAAGCCAUAUUUAGCCCACAGGUGCUGGUGCAACACUGCUGAACUCAUACUUUCCUCAAUGGUAGGAGCGUAGACAGACUGUCUUCAUCUCUCAGACCACUAAAUAUUUCCCAAAAUAUCAGAGAGCCAAUGGAGCAAAAAACGACCUGAAAUGACUCACACGCAUAGGAUUCUAAGGGUAACUGCCCCCUGGUGGUAGCUACUGAGCUACUUAAUUGAUGUUGUAAAGGUCUGUUGAUAGACCUGAUAUUUUUUAGACCUGCUUUCCAUUCAUCUUAAUUGUUUUGUGGCAUACUACUGACAUUUGCUUAACAGUUCACUAAGUAACAUUCAUUUUAUUUCAGGGACAAAAUAAUGUCAUUGUAAGAUGUCAAUUAUGUUGCAUGUUGUUUCAAAUGGGAAGGCAACGAAGGGGUGCUAGAUGAACCCUGGUGGCUUUUUGCUUUAUUCAAGUGAAAAAACACAGUGAUAGAUUCUGUGAUUUGAUCAAAUGAGCAGUACACUCGAAAUUUCAUAUUAUCAGGUGGUAAGAUCUGCUUUGUGUGGUGUGGCUAACUAAAACCUUGUCGCGGAUGUGACUGCCACAGGUCUGUGCACUUUGUGAUAAUGCCCUUCUUUCUCGCUCAGUUUAAUUUUGAACUGGAAUCAAACUUGAAGAACAUUAUUCUGUCUAAGGUAAUUUAGUCUGUCUGAUUGGUUGUGGAUGGUGAUGAAUCCUAAAUGAUAAUGCUGUAUAUUCUCGCAGUCAUAUUUUAAAUGGCAUAAAUAUAAAUAUCUGCUUUGAGGGCAGAGUUUUUGUGGUUGGUGCAGCCUUAAAGGCUGUUCUGAGAUCAGUUUCACUGCGUCUCUUAGUAAAAGGGCAGUUGUUUCCACAGCUUUACGAGGAUUUGCAAGUCAAAAUGCUUUUAUAUACCAUCCACUUUCCAUAGUACUGUAUUCUAGGUCUACAUAGUGUCCAUGUCAUGCUGUUCAGGAAAAAAAACAGAAAUGUAAUUGUAAUGAAUUCAGCUUGGAUCAGUCUGUGCUGUAAAAUUAAUAAGUCUAAAAGAUUGUAAAACUGGUCUCAGCACAGUGUGAGCACUAAAGCUACCACU